GGUGCCUGUAGCUUUAAGAAGGCUAUGAAAAGCCCUCUGCAGAGAGGAUGAGUGGGCGCUGCAUCAGCUCUGCACUGCGUGAGAAAACAGUAGGACAGCACUCAGUGAGAGAGGCAGAAUGACAGACUGCGAGAGUGAACGGGGCUGUAUCGGACGGGCCAGAUCGAGCCUCUAGAAGCCCGGCGCUUGCCCUGCGAUGGUGGACGCACGCCAAACUCUGGCAGCCCGAGUGCAGCGCCACGGAGCUCCAGGUGCCCGGCGCCAGCAGGUGCCAUGGGCACAGGCGGACGGAGAUAGCGUCACCCGCCAUGAGGCCGGCAGAGGAGGCAGCCGUGUCCGGUGCGUGCUUCGGCCACGUCUCGCGGCACCUCAAUCGUCUCUUCCGGCGUCUUCCUAAGUCACGCUCCUGGUCCGAGGGACUGAGGCUGCUCAGGAGGUCCAGCAGCAGCGGCACCCUCGAGCUAUCAGACUGCAGCUACACCUGUCACCUGAAAUGCGAGGGUCUCGUUCAGGUCGACUGCAAUCAGAGGGACGUACAAAAAGAAGAGACGACAGACGACUCCACUGGCAGCUCAAAUUCUACCCCACCUCCAGAUAAGAAUGCCGUCAAAGAGGAGGAAGAGGAAAACCCGCAGUCCCUCAGCGAGGAAGACAUCAGAGCAAAGAUAGACGAGUACAACUCCAAAGUGACUGAAAAUGAAAUGAAAUCAGCUCUCAAUGGCACAUACACCGGUUUCAUUAAGGUGCACUUAAAACUGCGAAGGCCGGUCACCGUGCUUUCAGCGGAAAUCAAGGACUCGGGGAGCAACUCGGCGACGGCCGAUAUCUCAGACAAGCGCACAUCCUUCUACCUGCCCAGUGAAGCUGUCAAACAGCUCCACAUCAGCAGCGUCACCACCGUUAGCGAGGUCAUCGAGGGUCUGCUGAAGAAGUUUCAGGUGCAAGACAAUCCACGCAAGUUUGCACUCUAUAAGCAAACACACCGCCACGGUCAGGAUCUCACCCAGAAGCUUUCAGACUCUGAGCACCCGCUGCACCUGCGGCUGGUGGCGGGUCCCGACCCAGAAAGCCUCUCAUUUGUACUGAAGGAAAAUGAUACUGGGGAAGUAGAGUGGCAUGCAUUCUCCGUACCCGAGCUGCAGAACUUCCUGACCAUCCUGAAGAAGGAGGAGAAAGAACGCGUUAAGCAGGUGGAGCAUCGCUACGUGGCCUAUCGUAGAAAACUCGUAGAGGCUCUGCAGGAGAUGCAGAACAAACCCGGCUAAAGCACUGAGCAUGAGGACAAUCCCACAAAACUCAAACUCCCUCAAGCCCCUCCGACCUCCCUAAUCACCUCUGAACCCUACAGGAGGGACUGGAGAGGGGUGCAAGGGGAGGAUCAGGGUGAACACAGGAAGGGAAAAGUUGCCCAAACAGACACAUCUCUCAGGAGACCAACAGCACACUGAUGAUGAUCUGGGACUGUGUUCCUGACUGAUGUGGUUUAGAUGUUUGACAGUUUUUUUUUUGGUUUUGCUCGGGUCUGUCCAAGUUUCUUUGCAAUGCUGCUACUGCUGCUGCUGCGAGUGUUACUUAAAGCAUGUUUCCCCUUUCUAAAUCUACUGGUGUGUCCAUCAGGGAUAUCGCUUUUUAAAGAUGGAUAAAAAUGCAA
Trichomycterus rosablanca is the source of this 1651-nucleotide messenger RNA. RefSeq names its product ras association domain-containing protein 5-like. The transcript has 6 exons. Gene Ontology annotation, cellular component: nucleus. Lineage: Eukaryota; Metazoa; Chordata; Actinopteri; Siluriformes; Trichomycteridae. The record is from RefSeq and is a predicted model, not a curated record. Gene Ontology annotation, biological process: signal transduction. Bases 309 to 1265 code for a protein of 318 amino acids.